GAAGCAAAGCGAUUGGUACUCGGAGCUGUGACACGUCAGAAAUCUGUUUAGGUUACACAAAUUGUGAUCUCAAAAUGCCGGUUGAUCCGGUCGCAAAUGCUCCAUCGACUAGUAUAAUCGCUUAUAAUGGAGAUUCUCCAAGAGGAUGGAACGAUCCACCGACCUUCGCUUUUUCUGGUCAAAAAGGCGGUGGUUCUCGCCCUAAACUUGAUUUGAGAAAAAGGGUUUCUCAUCAUCAAGCUUUACAUGGAACCAAUACACCUCCUAAUCCUCCUACUACUCCAGCUACUUCAUCUUAUGCCACUGGGAGUGAAGUUUCAGAUAGAAUGGCCAGUUUAAGCCUCCAUUCUUCUUCACCCAUGAAUCCGCGCAAUACUUCACCACAUCCGCAUAGUACUACCCCUCCUCUGAAUUCUAAAACCAGCCAUACUCCGCACACUACUGCCCCCGCAGUACCACUUUACACUCCACCAACUACAGAACCAUACCAUAACCACAACAGAACUCAUAGUCUUCCAUCAAACUUUAUGCCAAGUCCUUCUCCAGUGCCUCCAGGAAUUCCACACAUAUCGUCUAGUUCUUCUUUGAGUACUGGUAUAGUACCUGACGUAGUUAAAAGUCCUAGUCCUGUGCCAGUCUUAGGUACUCCAACGCAUUUGGGACAACCACUUUUUCACUUAAAAGAUCAUUCUUUUGAACCAGUGAAGACUCAUAAUGAGUCUGGUGUACGUUCAACAGCUGAUUUAGGUGACCAUCUUGAUGAUCAUAUGAAUGGGAAUCAUCCUCCUCAGAUAUUCCAACCAACACCAUAUAAUGCUGUCAAUGGACAACCAGCAUGUACAAACACGAUACCACCUGUCCAGACACAUAUGACGCCAUCUCCAGGAUUAAUCACUGCCUCUUCGACAUGCCCUCCAGUUGGUCAUGUAUCUCCUAUUCCAACAACUACUCCUAUUAUGUCAACGCAGCCAGGGAUUACAAAUGCAAUACCCUUUUCUGGUGGAUUGGGUCAUGGAAUGUCGUCCCACCCUCCUCCAUCAAUAACGCCGCCAGCUCAUUUCACAAAUACUCACCCACAUGUUGGUCAUAUCACACCACCACUGCCAGUAUCAAACACUCUGCCCCCAUUCCCUGUCGCCCACAGAACACCAACUCCAACACCUUCAACCCAGUCAAUUCUAGCAGCUCCUGCUUCAGGUUCCUUAAGCACUGGAAGUACUCCAAGGUGUCUGUCACCUGAAGAGAAUGGUGUUGAUGAUGGUGUAAAUGAGAUGGGUGAUGAAGAAGGUCUCAAAGCUACUAUGGAUGCCCUUAAUGAUGUUGUUCAGAAGUGCCAUCUUAAGAAACGAGAAAGUGAUAACAUAGCAAAAAGACUCAAGGUCAUGUCAGAUAUGUGGAUGGAAGGAAAACUUGGAAAGACUGUGAAAAAGAAAAUGAUAAAGUUAGCCAAAGCCCUUGACGAUGGAAGAGGUGAAGAUGCCCACCACAUUCACGUCACUAUCAUAGUGGACCAUGUCACAGAGGUAAACCAAUGGAUAGUUGCAGUCAAAAGACUCAUUGCUUUAGUCAGACAUCAAGGAGAAAGUAAAACAACUUCCUGACACUGUUCUACUCCAAGUUGUGUCCAAAAAGAUUAUUAUUCCAAUAUCUCCCAAGAUCAAAAUGUUUCUAAUGCUGGAAGGAACAAUGAUACAAGUUUAAAAAAUAAUAUUUAAAGUCUCAAAAAAUGGAAAAGCAGACAGAAGAUCACAACGAAAUACUCAAAGAAAUACCUUUGAAUUACAAAAGACAAUAACAUUCUUGUAGACUUUAAAAUUCUUCAAAGUUGAGACUGACACGUUCUCUUACAUGUUAGUUAAGAUACAAGCAAGCCUCAAAAGGGCAAUUUUAAAACUGCUUACUAGAUCUUAAACAUUGGAUUAUUUUUAGUUGAAUUGAAUAAACAAAAAUAUUCUAUGCUAUAAUAAAUAAAGGCUUAAAACAAGCUUAGAGCUUUUUACACUAUUUUCCUCCUAAGAUAUUCCAAUGUGAUUAAGUAAUUUCUUUAUCCUGGAAGCCAUGAGUGGAAAUAUUUUAAAAAAUAAUAUAAAUGAAAGUAGGCUUUGAGAUCAUGAAAUAACCAAUGCAGGAAUAAUUUAAAAUCCUAGUUUUAGUGGUCCACUUUCAAUAUUUUUAAUUCAAAAGUAAAUAUUGAGAAUUUCAAAGGUGAGACAAAAAGUCACACCAAAGAUUAAAGUCAUUUACCAGUAGCUUAAUUGUUAUUUCAGACAUUUUCAACCUCAGCAUAGAUCUACUAGCUGCUGUUUUCCAACUUCAGACCACUUGUCAUUCCCUUGAGUAUUAUAUUUCUUUAUGUAUCCGUAAUGCUUAAGAAGAACAGAUAAAUAUCAAAUAAAAAUCCCAAACAAAGAAUUUUAAUCUCAAGGGAAUGAUGUGGUCUAAAACAUUAAAACCUCUAUAUGGAUUGAUUCAAGGUGUAGUGGUAGUGCACUCACCUCUGGGGUCUUGGGUUUAAUUUCUGGACUUGGAAUCAAAGUUUGCACAGAGUUUGCUGGUUAUGGGAUUCUCUCUUCUUCAGACGGUAAUUUCCGGCCUCCACAAAUCAAAAAAACUGAGAUUCCAAUCAGCCCAGAGAUUGUUUUAGGGUUUGAUAAAAUUAAGGGGCAAGGGUGGGGAGUCAUGGUAAUGAACAAGUGACCUAUUAUUGCAUAAUCAUCCAUCAGCUCCUCUUCACAGAUGCGCUUUACUUCAGUAUGUUGCUUCAAGAUGUAAUUAUUUUUUUAGGUGAAUUACCAAAUUCAAAUAUUAAUUCAGUAAUGUAUUAGAUGCAAUAUUAGUGGUCCUGAGAACUUUCUGAAUUAAUUGAAUUGAAACAUUAUUACCCUGGGGUCCAGAGGUCAUUUAUUCUCACUUGGUGCUUGCCAUUACAACCACAGAUAGCAAAAUAGAAUUUCUGGAGCCCAGGGUAAUUGUUACAUUAUGUCAUCAAUAAAACAACCAUCAAAUAUAUGAAA
This is a messenger RNA of Actinia tenebrosa (Australian red waratah sea anemone), 3014 nucleotides long. RefSeq lists its product as uncharacterized. NCBI's taxonomy places the organism in Eukaryota, Metazoa, Cnidaria, Anthozoa, Actiniaria, Actiniidae. Gene Ontology annotation, cellular component: nucleus. The record is from RefSeq and is a predicted model, not a curated record. Gene Ontology annotation, biological process: regulation of transcription by RNA polymerase II.